Messenger RNA from Aspergillus aculeatinus CBS 121060, 1428 nucleotides. Its product is annotated as acetylglutamate kinase. Gene Ontology annotation, cellular component: cytoplasm; mitochondrial matrix. The transcript has a single exon. Gene Ontology annotation, biological process: L-arginine biosynthetic process. Gene Ontology annotation, molecular function: arginine binding; L-glutamate N-acetyltransferase activity, acting on acetyl-CoA as donor; N-acetyl-gamma-glutamyl-phosphate reductase (NADP+) activity. The record is from RefSeq and is a predicted model, not a curated record. The coding region runs from base 157 to 1266 and encodes 369 amino acids. NCBI's taxonomy places the organism in Eukaryota, Fungi, Ascomycota, Eurotiomycetes, Eurotiales, Aspergillaceae.
CAACCCAACCGGAUCCUGGAAUCCAGGCAUGAACUAGGCUGCCUAUGCGUUCUUUACCAGUGAGGGAUAUAAACCCUUUUGCCCCGCGCUGGUUCAAUCUAAAUUUUGUUCGCCCCCAACGAACGAUUAUCAUAUACCAGUUGCCUUGUCUACGACAUGGGUCGCUUCGCUCCUAGUAUACCGGUCCCACUGGGACUUAUACACUCUAUACGAGGCGGUUCAACUCUGCCCGCGGUAUAUCCUGCUCAUAGUACCCGAAUGUACUCGCAGACUCAGAGCGACCAAGUGGCCGCGACUCGUUCCACGAUAGCACAACUCCUGCGCCAAAUAGACUCCAAACACACCGCCCAACAGUACCUCUCUUACUUCAGCACACCCACCUUCUCAUCCCGCCCGUUCGCCGUCAUCAAAGUCGGCGGUGCUAUCCUAGCUGACCACCUCCCAUCUCUUGCGUCCGCGAUUGCCUUCCUAAGCCAAAUUGGCCUCUACCCGAUUCUCGUUCAUGGCGCGGGGCCCCAGCUCAGCACGCUGCUCUCUGCCACGGGGAUCAAGUCAGAGUUCCAUAAUGGCAUCCGCGUUACCGAUGGACGUACCCUGGCACUGGCUCGUACAGCUCUACUCGAGGAGAACUUUAAGCUUGUUCAGGAGCUCGAGAGCAUCGGUGUCUCCGCCCGGCCGUUAACCUCGGGUGUUUUUCAAGCUGAGUACCUUGAUUCAAGCAAGUACGGUCACGUGGGCCGAGUCAACAAGGUUGCAGACUCGUCUAUCCGGGCGGCUCUGCGCGCAUCGUGCGUGCCGGUGCUGACCUGCAUGGGAGAGACUUCCGAUGGCCAGGUUCUCAAUGUACAUGCGGACCUGGCCGCAUCUGCGCUGGCGCGGGUGCUGCGCCCGGAGAAGGUCGUGUACCUUUCCGAGACGGGUGGCUUGGUGAACGGAAGAACCGGAAGAAAAAUGGACGUGAUCAGCCUGGAGUGGUUGCGGAAGCAGGAGUGGACGCGUUUGGGGAUGCGGUGGAGAGUGAGGAUGACGGCCGUGCACGAUUUGUUGGAGGGAAAGGAAGGGGAAGAGGUAAGGGUGUCAGUAGUACAUCCUCGGGGGCUGUUGAAGGAGGUCUUUGCGGGCGAAGGCCAUGGAGAAGGGACGGUGAUCCGAAGGGCUAAGGCUAGGAAAGAAGUUGCUCCUGGGCCCGUGGCAAGAGGAAGCGAGAUGAUGGUGGGCCUGGUUGAUGGGCAGGCGGGACUGCAGCAGCAGGGUGCUAUGGUCUGACCAGGAGACUUGCCCUGGCGGUGUCGAUGGGACUUUUCUUAUCACAAUCUACUUGCAAUACAUACAUUAAUCGAUUCCAAGGGAUGCUCACUCUGGCACCCUGCGAACCCGCACCGGGUCAACCUCGGCCCAGCCCUAAGCUGCAGAGUGCCAACAUCCUGA